Molecule: messenger RNA, 1486 nt
Organism: Biomphalaria glabrata
Lineage: Eukaryota; Metazoa; Mollusca; Gastropoda; Planorbidae
Product: nucleolar complex protein 4 homolog
Exons: 14
Coding region: 41-1459 (472 amino acids)
Biological process (GO): ribosome biogenesis
Cellular component (GO): Noc4p-Nop14p complex; nucleolus; small-subunit processome
Source: RefSeq, a predicted model, not a curated record
GGUUUGCUAUUUUUAUCAUAUUUUGUUAACCGGAAACAGCAUGGAUCAAGAGAAAAUCUCAUCGUUUGUCAAGAAAAUUAAAACCAAAACUAAAUUAAUUUUGAAGGAUUUAAAAAACGCCAACUUAAUUAUAGAUUUAUUAGCAUGUGCACAGGAGGAAAAUAAAUUAAUUCUAUGUGCUUCUUGCCAAGCACUGGGAACUGUGUUUUUACAUUAUGUCUCAGCCAAGCCUUUUCUCAAGGGAGAUAAAACUGCAGUCUCUGCAGAAGAUGCCAAUAAAGAAGAUCAGGUCUCAUCCUGGUUGAAAGAUCAGUUUACUGCAACAUGUGAUGUUUUGUGUGAUUUUCUAUCCCAUGAAUCACUGGAAGUUAAGAAGAUCUCUUUGAAAGUAAUUUCAUCCUUGCUGCAGACCAAUGAAGUAAACAGUUCUCAGAAUGUUGUGGGCACAUUGAUAGAGGGUAUUAUUGGUCAGCUAAUAAAGUCAGACAUAGACCAAACAGACAUUAUAGGCGAGGUUCCAGUGCUGUGGAAUGCAGCAGAUAAAAGCUCUGCUCUCAUUUCAUUGUGUUUGGUACACAUAAGAAAACAAAUGAAAUCUGUUGUACAGCCUGCUUCAGAUAUUUUUCAGAGGAAUUGCUGGAAAUUAAUCAAACAAAUAGCGUCUCAGGAUUUGGAUGACAAGUGCAGACGUCAACUGACAAGUGUUAUUUGUGAUUUUCUAAAGCAAAAGAUGUCAGCUAAUUUGUAUAAAGAUAUACUGACUGGAAUAUCUGUUGUUAUGGAAAAAAUGUCUUCCCCAUUGAGGCUUACUGACUUUCUCUCAGAGUCUUUCAACAUAGGUGGUGCCAUCAGUUUGAUGAGUCUACAUGGGCUGUUUAUUCUCAUGCACAAAUACAACUUAGAUUACCCAGAUUUUUAUGCCAAGCUCUACUCAAUGUUUAGACCUCAGAUUUUUAGUGCCAAAUAUAGGGCAAGAUUCUUUCAUUUGGCAGAUACUUUCCUUUCCUCCACUCACCUUCCAUCUUAUUUGGUUGCUGCUUUUGCCAAACGUCUGUCCAGAUUAAGUCUACAUGCACCUGCCUCUGCUGUACACAUUGCUAUUCCAUUUAUUUUUAACUUAAUUGCUAGACAUCCAUCUUUAGAGGUCAUGAUUGGUAGAACUGACUUGCCAAGUGAACUAACCAGUGAUCCAUAUAUACCAGAUGAGAAGGAGCCAGCUAGUUGUAAAGCUUUAGACAGUUGUCUCUGGGAGUUGCAGACACUGGAACAUCAUUAUGAUCCAAGCAUAUCCCAGAAGGCCCAGAAAAGGAAGGUGGCUGAACAAGAUUUAUCUUCAAUUUUAGAGACAACAACAAGUGAUAUAAUAUCAAGUUAUGCAAAAAAGAUUAAAAAAGACACUAUUCCACUGAACUUUGUGAAGAUUAAUGGAUUAACUUUAGCUGGGAAUUUUGUAUUAUAGAAACAAAUAAAUGUUUAUUCACGUUUA